Molecule: messenger RNA, 2137 nt
Organism: Cicer arietinum (chickpea)
Lineage: Eukaryota; Viridiplantae; Streptophyta; Magnoliopsida; Fabales; Fabaceae
Product: pectinesterase-like
Biological process (GO): cell wall modification
Molecular function (GO): enzyme inhibitor activity; pectinesterase activity
Source: RefSeq, a predicted model, not a curated record
UAUUCAUAUCAAUGUAAACAAAACAAAAAAAGUGAACGCCUUCUUCAAACGACUUUGAAGAAGGAUUUCAAUUCUUUCUACGACCUUGUUUCCAUUCUCUACUUCGAUUUUAAUUGUUGUUCAUUAAUUUCAAAUAAUUUUAUAAUAUACUUGCAAAACAGAAUACCUUAAUUGACUAAACAUUAUGGCAAAAAACGAUACAAAUAAAGGAAGGAGAAUCGCCAUAAUUGGCGUAUCUACCUUGUUAUUGGUGGCUAUGGUGGUUGCUGUCACCGUUGGCACAUAUGGAGAUCAAAAUGGUUAUGAUGAUAAUAUAGAAGACACCAGAAAGAACCACAUUGCUUCCACUAUGAAAGCAGUUCAAACAAUUUGUCAUCCCACUGAUUACAAGAAGGAAUGUGAGGAAACCCUCAUAGCAGAGGCUGAGGCUGACAAUGUCACUGAUCCAAAAGAACUUAUUAAAAUAGCAUUUAAUGUUACCAUGAAAAGAAUUGGUGAUAAAAUUAAGGAAACCGAUCUCUUGCACGAGGUUGAGAAAGAUCCUAGAUCAAAGGAUGCACUUGAUACAUGCAAACAACUUAUGGAUCUUUCAAUCGAAGAAUUCACUAGGUCACUUGAUGGAAUUAAUGAGUUUGAUCUAAAAGAUAUUGACAAAAUCCUUAUGAAUCUGAAGGUUUGGCUUAACGGUGCUGUUACAUAUAUAGAUACAUGUUUGGAUGGAUUUGAAAACACCACUAGUGAAGCUGGUACAAAGAUGAAAGAGUUAUUAACAUCAAGCAUACACAUGAGUAGCAACGCUCUUGCCAUUAUUUCAGAUUUUGCUGACACAGUCUCUGAUUGGAAUGCCACACAAAUUCUUAGACGUCGCCUUCUUCAUGAUUCUGAGACUCCUUCUUCGGUUGAUCAUCAUCAUAAACAGCACAAUGCUAAGAAAAAUGUAUUCAAACACAAGCCUAAUGUUACUGUCGCCUUAGAUGGCAGUGGUGAUUUUAAGAGCAUCAAUGAGGCAUUGACACAGGUUCCUAAGAAAAGCAAAAAACCAUUUGUGAUAUACAUUAAGGAAGGUGUUUACCCAGAGUAUGUUGAAGUUACCAAACAUAUGACGCACGUUGUGUUUGUUGGUGACGGUGGGAAGAAGACAAUAAUCACUGGCAACAAAAACUUUAUUGAUGGCGUUAACACCUAUAGAACCGCCUCUGUUGCUAUUCAAGGAGAUCACUUUGUGGCCAUUAACAUGGGAUUUGAGAACUCAGCAGGCCCACAUAAACAUCAAGCAGUGGCACUAAGGGUUCAAGGAGAUAAGACAAUAUUCUUCAAUUGCUCAAUGGAUGGAUAUCAAGACACACUUUAUGUACACACUAUGCGUCAAUUUUACCGUGAUUGCACCAUUUCAGGUACCAUUGACUUUGUCUUUGGUAAUGCAUUAGCCGUUUUCCAAAACUGCAAGUUUGUUGUCAGAAAGCCAAUGUCAAACCAACAAUGCAUUGUGACCGCACAAGGAAGGAAAGAAAGAUUCCAACCAUCAGCAAUAGUCAUCCAAGGAGGUUCCAUUGUAUCUGAUCCUGAGUUCUACCCAGUGAGGUUUGACAACAAGGCAUACCUCGCCCGUCCAUGGAAGAACUUUUCUAGGACUAUCAUAAUGGAUGCUUUCAUCGAUGAUUUGAUUCAUACUGAUGGUUAUUUGCCAUGGCAAACAAUAGAGGGACCUUCCGGCAUGGACACUUGCUUCUAUGCUGAGUACCAUAACUUUGGCCCUGGUUCAGACAAAACAAAACGUGUAAAUUGGGCAGGCAUUUGGAACCUCAAUGCAAAGGCUGCACAUUGGUUUGCACCAUCCAAGUUCUUCCAUGGUGGUGAUUGGAUUGAGGCAACUGGAAUUCCUUUUUUUUCAGGUAUUCCCGAUCACCAGAGGCACAAAAAGACUCUGCUUAAAUGGUGAUCUUGAUGAUGUGCUCUUACAAAUAGUUCUUACAAAUUAGACACUAAUUAGUUAAUAUUAAUACUUUUGUUGAUUAAUGGUGUCACUUUGACAUAUCACCCUUUAAUAUCUAAAAGGAAUGUUCAAUAUUUUGUUUUGCAAGAUAUGUAUAACUUUGAAUUUAAUGAAAGUUAAAUGUCUUUCGUUCGUGAUUUUAUU